AUGCAGGCGCACUUCGCGGCCAGGCCUAGCGCCGGCCUAGGAGCGAGCCCGACGGGUGCCCCUGGCUUCGACAGCGAGACAUCCGGCGAGUCGGUGGGGCUUUGGGCGGGCGCAUACAGCUCCGAGGUCUCGCGCCUGGCGCCCAGCAUCAAGCAUCCCAGUGCUUACGACGAUGUGCAGACUCACAGAGGAGAUGCCCAGCACAUGUAUGUGCACCCCUCCAAGUCGGGAAACGAUGGUGGGAGAGGAGUCGCCCCACCCGGCAACUUCAAUCCUUUCGCGAGCGACCAGUACAUCUUCCAGGGAUUCGCGUCGCCGCCGCGCUACUUCGCACCCUUCGGCAUCGCUGGCAACGCCCCCAAAUCAGGAUCGUCUUCCAAUGACGGCGAGCUCGAAGACUCGGACACCCCUUGCGUCGCCACCCUGCCCAGCACCUUCCGGCUUGAGCGGACAAACUUAGUGGUCACUGCUCCCGUAACGGAGCGGUCGCUCUCCGUCGACUCGCUCCUAGACGCCCUCCGGGCUGCUCUGGCCGAUGCGGGUGUGGACGUCCUCGACUUGAAGCCUGCUCACUGCGUGCUGGAGUGCUCCUACCACGUGGGCAACCGUUUCCUCAGCCUGUUCGUCAGGGUGUUCAAGGCCCCCAACCGCGCCUCCGGCCAGCUCUUCGACAACAGCAGCAUGGGCAACAACAACAGUGACGGCGACGAGCAGACGCCCUUCCUGGUGGAGGCGCAGCUCCGCGAAGGAGACCGGCUGCACUUCUCAGCCCUUUUCCGGGAGAUCAUGCGUGCUUUCAUGAACCAGGAAGGCGUCAACCUGGCGGGAACGUUCCGCUACAAGCCCCGCACCUACCCGGCCACCGGAGAAGGCCUAGCCCUCGAACAGGUUAACAUGGCGCCAUCUCGCAACAGCAUCCGUCUCCUCGCGGAGCGCGGAGAGGCCAUCAAGACCGGGGGUUCUCCUCUCCCCGUGCCGGCCAGCAUGGCCAGCCCCCUGGCCUCUUCCUCCUCCUCCCCCGAGCUGGACUCGGACAUGAUGGACGACGUCGUGCUUCUGGCGGGCAUGCUCUCCGGCAGCUACCUGGACGUGCAGGCGGACGCGGCUGCGGCUGUCGCUGGCCUCACCACGGAUGGCAAGCUCGUGGACCAGCUGUCGAGCGCCGCGGCCGCCAACGCCGCCAACGCCCUCGCCCAUGCCGCCGCCCGCCUCCUAGUGGAAACCCGCCACAGGCCCGCCCGCAGGCAGGCGGCCGUGGCCGUGGCGAACCUCACGAAGACCCCCCAGCUCCGCGCGGCGCUCCUUGCCUCCGACCCCCCGGCGGGGGGUGGGGGGUUCCGCGGCAGGGCCGCCUCGGCGGACGACCUCCACGCCCAGCAGCGCCGGUUGGUAGAGUCGCUUGUGGUGCUGUCCAUGGGUCGCGAUGACGGGAGCGCGGCCAGGAAGAGUGAGGAGGAGAUUGGGAUGCGUCGGGAGUGCAUGCGCGCCCUUGUGGGGCUGGCCGAGAGUCACGUCGUGAGGGAUAUGCCCGCGAUGAGGCUCCUCCUGUCAACCGAUCCCAGUGGGAGGGGGGCCAAAGACGCCACGCUCACGAAACGCCUCGUGGAGUGCAGGGAAAUCCUCCGCAGCCGCGCUUGA
Molecule: messenger RNA, 1638 nt
Organism: Ectocarpus siliculosus
Lineage: Eukaryota; Phaeophyceae; Ectocarpales; Ectocarpaceae
Source: the annotation of a GenBank genome assembly